UCGUUGGGGUCUCUUGUGUCCGGUGCUUCCCCGGUUUGAGGAGAGCCAGGCCCCGCUUCCGGACCGCCCCGGGCCAGGGUUACCGGCGGCUGCUGUGAGGUACUUGGAUCACUAUGGCAGCCACAAGAAAUGUGAUGAGAGCUGUCAGAGUUCUCGAGUUUGGUGGCCCUGAGGUGCUUAAGCUCCAGUCAGAUGUCCUAAUUCCUGAUCCAAAAGAAAAUCAGGUGUUAAUUAAAGUCCAUGCCUGUGGGGUAAAUCCCGUUGAGACAUAUAUUCGUUCUGGAAAUUAUGCCAGAAAACCAGCUCUGCCCUACACUCCUGGCUCAGAUGUGGCUGGGGUGGUGGAAGGUGUUGGGGAGCAUGUGACUGCGUUCAAGAAAGGUGACAGGGUUUUUACCAUCGCUACGAUCUCAGGAGGAUACGCAGACUAUGCAGUUGCUGCGGCUAAUAAAGUCUUUCCUUUGUCCGAUAAACUGGACUUCAGGCAAGGGGCAGCGAUUGGAAUACCCUACUUCACUGCUUACCGUGCUCUUUUCCAAAAAGGCUGUGCCAAAGCUGGGGAAAGCGUGCUCGUGCAUGGUGCGAGUGGGGGGGUGGGAAUAGCAGCAUGUCAGAUUGCCAGAGCUUGUGGUUUAAAGGUGCUGGGUACAGCAGGAACCGCGGAAGGCAUGAACAUGGUCCUGAGGAAUGGUGCUCACCAGGUGUUUAAUCACAGAGAAGCCAAUUACAUUGAUAAAAUUAAGGAGUACACAGGGAUGGGAGGAGUUGAUAUAAUAAUAGAAAUGCUCUCCAACAUCAAUCUUGCCACUGACCUGCAACUGCUGAACUAUGGAGGAAGGGUGAUGGUUGUGGGCUGUAGAGGUCCCAUUGAGAUAAAUCCAAGAGACACUAUGAGCAAGGAAUCCAGCAUAACUGGAGUUAGUCUUUUCCUUGCAACAGAGGAGGAGAAGCAUGAGUGUGCAACAGCGCUCCUUGAUGGCAUAGAAGCUGGCUGGUUGAAACCUGUUGUAGGCUCUGAAUAUCCACUGGAGAAAGUGGUGAAGGCCCAUGAAGACAUUAUUCAUGGUGGUGGUGCUCGGGGGAAGAUGGUGCUCCUUCCAUAGAAUCUUUUUCCAGUUAUGUUGUAGCUGUUCCAGCUGCACCUUUGGUUACCUGAUUCAUUCACAGUAUAUUACAAAGCAUACUUUUGGUCAGGUUUGCCAUUAACAGCAAAUGCUGACUUCCAUUAAUGGCAUUAAUGAUCAGUCUAUUUUCUUAUUGUAAUAAGCAGAGUUUUCUAUACUUCAAAGUAAUUUUUGUAGAUUUUUUUUGGCUGAUGUGGAAAUAAUGGACUUCCUCCACUGGUGUGGCCUUGUGGGGCAGGAGAGGCUCACAUCUAAGGCAGGAUUUGAUAUCCUGCUCUCUGUGGGUGAAGCAGAUUAACGAAUGUACAUAAUUAACUCUAUGUAUAUAGCUGCAACUCUGAAAAUUCCUUAGCCACAAAUUUUGUCGUCUUACUCAUUUUUUGUCACAUAAUUUACAUGGAAUAAAAACUUUUACUGCCAAAAUAGUUCACUUUCCAGUUCAAAAGAUGGGAAAAGAGCCUCUCAAAUAUGAACUCUUUGGGAGCAGAGGCAGUUGUUGGUGCACCUGACUUCGUAUCUGAGGUCAAAGCGUUCCAGGUAACCCAAAGGGAUGGUGACUUCGGAGCUGCGUGCUAAUAGCUGCUACUCUGCAGUAGCUGUCCAGCCCUGAUUUGACUUUUGUCAGAUUUAAAGUUCCCUGAAUCCCUGGCUACAAUGCGGAGACAGGCUGCAUGGGGUGCUCAGAAGUCAUGUUGCUUCAUAACUGAAUGUGUUUACAUGGUUGACUUGUUCCAAAUACAAACCGAUUAAGGAAGGGCAAUUUCUUUGCUAUAUUGACGGCUCUUACCUAAGAUCUCAUCUCAGUCUCUCCUCUGGCAGGUUAAAGCCAGUCCUCUUUGUCCAAAGGAGGCUGGCUUUAGGAGGCUGGAGGGUUUAUUGCUACCCCUUUAGGCACUGGAGCUGCUCUAAUGUCUCUCCUUAAGGAGCCUCCUCUUCUCCAGGCUGAACCAGCCCAGCUCUCUCAGCCUGGCUUCAGAGCAGAGGUGGCUGUUGAGUACAUUAGCUUUCUCCAUGUUAGUUGUCACCAGCUCUCCUGUCUUAUUUACAGGUGGUGGUACAUUGACUUUAAUCUUCCUUCUCUGGCCAACAUAUCUGUAAAGGCUCUUGCUGUUCUUUGCAUCCCUCUCCAAAUUCAGCUCCAGUUGUGCCUUAGCUUUUCUAAUCCAUCCCUACACAUCUGGGCAGCACCCCCACAUCCUUCCCUGGAGCUGUUCUUUGCCUGGUUUCAUGUUGUUGUUUUCUGAUUUGAGAGAAUGUGAGAUAAAUAAUAUAUGUUGAUUUUUUUAUUAUUAAUAACUGAUAUUGAUCUCUUCCUACAUUUUAAAAUGUGUUCUAAUGCGCAUGCUCACCCUUGGGUUAGCCGUUGAUGGUAGGAAAGGCUGGUGUCAGACCUGUUUCUGGCAUCUGCCCUUCUGUUACAUCUA
Melopsittacus undulatus (budgerigar) is the source of this 2548-nucleotide messenger RNA. It is a transcript of the gene CRYZ, whose product is annotated as crystallin zeta. The coding region runs from base 114 to 1103 and encodes 329 amino acids. Lineage: Eukaryota; Metazoa; Chordata; Aves; Psittaciformes; Psittaculidae. Gene Ontology annotation, cellular component: cytosol. The transcript has 9 exons. The record is from RefSeq and is a predicted model, not a curated record. Gene Ontology annotation, molecular function: NADPH binding; quinone reductase (NADPH) activity; mRNA 3'-UTR binding.